CAUGUUCAUCACAAACAUCGUUGGCUUGACAUUGGGUGUCAAAUUUGCUGUAGGUGCAACAGGAUUUUGGGGAGGUGUAUUCAUGAUGGUCACUGGAGGAAUUGGCAUUUGUGCAUCAAAAAUGAAAUCUACAUGUAAGAUUGUUAGCCUGAUGGUCCUUGCUGUUAUACUAGCUGUAUUAAGUGCCUGUAUAUUUGGGGCACACACAACAGGUACUGUAAUAGCCUCUGUUGGAGGAUUGGACUACAGGGAUGAGGGUGCCUUUGUGGAGUUUCCUGACUACAUGGAUGAACUACUGGACUACAUAGAGGACUACAACUGUACCCAUCCUUACGAGAUUGUGAAUGACACCUAUUGUGAGGAAACAUUUGCGUACAGACUAAAUAAAAAGGAAUAUGAUGAACUAAUUGCAAUUCCUACAAAACGGCCAAAAUUUGAUUAUUAUGAUGAGAAGCAACCAGGAUUCGGCUUAAGGAUUGCUUUUAAUGCAAUUCUGACAUUCUUUGCAUUGGUGGUCUUUGUGGCCUCAAUCAUAGCUUCAUGCUUGUCAUGCCGGGCAGUGUGCUGCCGUUCUAGUUCUAGUGUGAUUCAGGUUGUGUAUGUCCCAGCUACAGGAUCUGUGCAGAUGAACUCACCAUAUUCCCCGGGCCAUUUUAUCUCACAUGGCAGCAACCAACAGCAGGCUGUCUCUGUUCCCCCACACGGCCAGCUACAACCCCAUUAUGUACAAAACCAGGGGUUGGGUCAAUCCCAGAAUAUGACUACAAGAUUCACCUACCAAACUGAAUCCAGUGAUUACAACCAGACUCAGCAACAUACACAGGGAGCAGAUGAAUAUACUAGGAUACAGUCUCCUCCCCCUGCUUACCAACAAUAUGGGAGUAAUGAAAUGACUUCUAUUGGCUAAUAGUUCUCUAAAUACUAUUCUCAAUAAACAUUCAUUCAUUGUGCAGGGGUCACAUUUGUAGAACAGUCAGUUACAGAUCUGCAAAUCAAUUGUUCUUUCUCAGAUUCAAAACAGACAAAUGAUUUGUACCUUCUUUACAAUAUUUGAAGAAAUUAACACUGACUCAGAAUUAGAUGACAAAAUAUUCCUUCAUCACGACAGGGACAGAGCCACUGACUACAGAGAAUGAAUGAACACACCUGGAGGUUGCCUAUUUACCAAAUGGGAGUGAUAAAAUAGUACUAAUCAUUGUUCACACAUCAGUCAGACCAAGCAGAAUUCAUUAAUGUAUUAAUACAGUGGUCAAUGGCUGCUUCAAAGAAUGUUAUUAUAACAACUUAUAAAUAUUGUAAAUAAUACUGAAAUUGAUUUAAAUAAAUGAUUUCUUCAAUUUUAAAUGUUUCAGAUAAAAUUCAGUUUUGUAUUAAUUAGGAUACUCAAGAAAUUGUGGAAACAUAUUUUUGCUUAUAUUCUAGAAACCAUGCAUACAUAAAACAAUC
Messenger RNA from Owenia fusiformis, 1446 nucleotides. Lineage: Eukaryota; Metazoa; Annelida; Polychaeta; Sabellida; Oweniidae. The record is from the annotation of a GenBank genome assembly.